Molecule: messenger RNA, 925 nt
Organism: Lates calcarifer (barramundi perch)
Lineage: Eukaryota; Metazoa; Chordata; Actinopteri; Centropomidae
Product: WD repeat, SAM and U-box domain-containing protein 1
Exons: 4
Molecular function (GO): protein binding
Source: RefSeq, a predicted model, not a curated record
UGUUUAUUCUGUUGAGAGGUCGGUGUCUCCAGACAACACAGCUGACACAUUCUGUAGCUUCCCAUAAGGUGUUUGUCUCUCGGCUCUUCUCCUCUCCUCUUCCCUCCCUCCCUCAGGCGCAUAUUUGAGCAUUUUGCGCCACCUUGUGAGUGAACUGCCGCCCCUGCAGGGCCAACGUAGCAUCUCUCACAAAAUGGUGUCAAUAAUUUGUACUCUUCGACACCACACGGACGAGCUUAGCUGCUGUGCCUUCUCUCCAUCCCUGCUGGCCACCUGCUCCGUCGAUAAAACUCUACGCGUCUACAACACAGCUGACUUCUCGGAGCUUCCUUACUCUCCUCUCUCGGGCCACGGCUACGGGGUUCACUGCUGUCGCUUCAGCAACUGUGGCAGCCACCUGCUCAGCUGCUCCACAGACGGCUCCGUCAUCGUGUGGAGCUCGGACACAGGCGAGGCGACGGCGGUGUUGCAACACCCGGGCCGCAGUCCACUCCGAGUGUGUGCCCUGGCACCGGACUCCUCCCUCCUGCUGGCAGGGGCCUGUGAUGGCACCGUGGCCCUCUGGGACUUCCCCUCAAAGACAUUACGCAGAUGCAGCACAGUGAGCGAGGCCAGCGUUGUGGCUUGCUGCUUUUCUCCUUGUGGCCAGUUUUUCGUGACCGGCUGCACCCACGGAGACCUUAAGCUGUGGGACGUGGACGUCAGCCUCCUGCAUGCUGAGAAGGAUGCCCACGACCUGGGAGUCACCUGCUGCAGCUCUGCACCCCAGUUCAGAGUUGAUGGCUGCUGUGUGGAGUUUCGACUGGCCUCCUGUGGACAGGACAGCCAGCUGAAAAUAUGGAUUGUUUCCCAGCGUGAAGGAGCAGCCUAUGCCAUGAAGCUCCUUCACACCCUCACCAGCCAUUCGGCUCCAGUUCUGUCUUGC